Molecule: messenger RNA, 873 nt
Organism: Peromyscus leucopus (white-footed mouse)
Lineage: Eukaryota; Metazoa; Chordata; Mammalia; Rodentia; Cricetidae
Product: keratin-associated protein 12-1-like
Exons: 1
Coding region: 214-660 (148 amino acids)
Cellular component (GO): keratin filament
Source: RefSeq, a predicted model, not a curated record
GUGCACAUACACAUCCAGAAGGCCCCAGGGGAGGAUGGGUUGGAGCCCAAGCAGAGCAGGAGCUGGAGCAGGUGUAAUUAGCCAUGAAGCCGAGGGUAAACAAAGCAGGAGCAUAGACAACAGCAAAGCCAACCUGGGAGGACAGGGAAGCAAAUAAGGAAGAGCAGCGGCAUUCUGGGUAGUUGGGGCACUGAGCUAGGUAUAAAAGCCACCAUGGGCAGGAGCUGCAGACAUCUUCACCCUCCUCCAGACCAGCCAGCCUCCACCAUGUGUCACACCAGCUGCUCCUCAGGCUGCCAGCCAGCCUGCUGUGUGUCCAGCCCUUGCCAGGCAUCCUGCUGUGUGUCCAGCCCCUGCCAGGCAUCCUGCUGUGUGUCCAGCCCCUGCCAGGCAUCCUGCUGUGUGUCCAGCCCCUGCCAGCCAGCCUGCUGCAGGCCUGCCAUAUGCAUUCCUGUGAGGUACCAGGUGGCCUGCUGUGUGCCUGUGAGCUGCAGGCCCACUGUGUGCAUGGCUCCCUCCUGCCAGUCCUCUGUGUGUGUGCCCGUGAGCUGCCGGCCUGUCUGUGUGAGCUCCUCCUGCCAGUCAUCCGGGGGCUGCCAGCCCUCCUGCCCCACCCUGGUCUGCAGACCUGUCACCUGUAGCACCCCCUCCUGCUGCUGACCAGUGACCCAAACCAGCUGCCUCUGUGAAGAUGGGACACACCCGUGUUCUCAAAACUUUUCUGCUGGACCCCAGGCAUUGUGUGUACAGCACAUGGGAAACCUACCUGUCCCACUCUGACACUUGGGGAAGAACAGAAUACAGAAGUAAGAUCUGCAUCCCCUCACCCUGACCUCCUGUGGAUGUCCCCCUGGCUGCAGGGGCCUUCUCUAA